Molecule: messenger RNA, 1233 nt
Organism: Cryptomeria japonica (Japanese cedar)
Lineage: Eukaryota; Viridiplantae; Streptophyta; Pinopsida; Cupressales; Cupressaceae
Product: E3 ubiquitin-protein ligase SGR9, amyloplastic
Exons: 1
Coding region: 135-1076 (313 amino acids)
Biological process (GO): protein ubiquitination
Cellular component (GO): cytoplasm
Molecular function (GO): ubiquitin protein ligase activity
Source: RefSeq, a predicted model, not a curated record
CUGCAGAUUUGCCGAGGACAGGCGCAUUGGAGAAAUACAUUUCGUCCAAAAAUUCAACUGUAGAAUGACGUGCACAUAACCAUACAACAAUAAUUCCUAGUGUGCCACUACAGACUAAAAUCCCAAGAAUUUCAAUGGCAGUUUGCAAUGGAGAGCUCGCGAGUUCGAUCCUCCAGAGACUCCUCACCAUGAAAAGCCAAGAAUUGUGGAGUCUGGUAGAGAUUUUAGCCUGUGAAUCGAUGAUGCAUUCACAGAGGCUUUGGUCAAUUUUGCAAUCGCCUCUCCGAGUUGAGAAUCUAAUUGGGCAUAUAAACACACUGUCUGCUGAACAAAAGAAACUGCUGGUUGGGCGAGUCGCUCUUUCCUUGCUUAGAAAAAUCUGUGCUUUCAUGGAGGAUGAUAAUGAGAAUGCUCCUCUACACGAACAAGAGGCUCCAAAAUCUCAUCUUGGAAACAGGGCACCCAGGAAUUUUAACCACAAAACCAUAAAAAUCUCAUCUUGGAAUGAACCAGCAUCUGAGUUGUGUCACACAGACGCUGCACUAGUGUUGCUCAUUGUAGCUGAAGCCCAUGAGCAGGAAUGCAAGGAAUCUGUGAAGAAAUGGGAGGGGGAUGGAAGGUUUCUUUAUGUCGAUGAAAUGAAAUUAUCACCCAGAAGAUACCUGUAUGAGAACAUUCUGAAGAUGGCUUACAGUGUGCCUGGAUUGAUGGUUGAUGAAGUUGGGUUGAGGUCAUAUAUUGACCUAGUUUGCAGAUAUGUGAGGCUUCUUGGGUUAUUCAUGUCUGAAUCAGAGUGUGAGUCUCUGUCUCCUCCUGCAUCUGCUGCAACUAUUCUGUCUCUUCCCUCUGCUAUUUACACAGGUGAAGGAAGUCAGAUUACAAUUUGUUCAAUAUGUGGGGAUGCUUUGGAGAGUAGAUUGAGUGUUGCAAGCUGCUUGCCAUGCUCUCAUGUUUAUCAUUGGGAAUGUAUUCAUUCAUGGCUGAAAACCAGGAAUACUUGUCCUCUCUGUAGGCAUGAGCUGCCCACUGAUGAUGUCUUCUAUGAAGUUGCAAGACACCUGAAAUGCUUCAUGUAGAGGAUCUUCUCCUAAACUCACUAAACUUCUGUUCAAUGGCUGAAUUUUGAUGUAUUCAAAAAGUUCUUCUGCCAUAUCCUAAAUUUGAUAUAAUAAUAUGAUACUAACUAUAGAGAUUUUUUAAAAUGAAUAUUUAAAAUGAUAAUAUCUAUUUAAA